Molecule: messenger RNA, 6483 nt
Organism: Xenopus laevis (African clawed frog)
Lineage: Eukaryota; Metazoa; Chordata; Amphibia; Anura; Pipidae
Gene: dnajc10.L
Product: DnaJ heat shock protein family (Hsp40) member C10 L homeolog
Exons: 24
Coding region: 665-3058 (797 amino acids)
Biological process (GO): IRE1-mediated unfolded protein response; ERAD pathway; cell redox homeostasis
Cellular component (GO): endoplasmic reticulum; endoplasmic reticulum lumen
Molecular function (GO): oxidoreductase activity, acting on a sulfur group of donors, disulfide as acceptor; disulfide oxidoreductase activity; protein-disulfide reductase (glutathione) activity
Source: RefSeq, a predicted model, not a curated record
UAGGGUUAGGGUCAGGUGCAGAUUGAGUUCUUCCUGAAAUACAUAUCUCAUUGGUUGAGUCAAAAGUAAAGGCAGUUCUUGGGAGUGGAGGAAUUACCUGUAACUGCUUGAGCCAGAGGGGGCACUCACUAACAGCACAGGAACCGGCAGCAGCAGCAGCACAAACAAACGAGCGCCAGCUCCCUGUGCGACUAUUUGCCUUCCCCACCUCCCGGAUCCAUGCCAUUGGUACAUCCUGCUGAGCCACGUCAGGCAAAAGUCACUGGGGCAACCUGGCAUUAAAGAAACCCCCGUGAAAGGGAGGAAUUGGAACUGUCUACAACCCGAGUAACAAUCAGCUCCGGAAUGUUUAUGCGAGUUCGUCAGUGAAAGUCAUCAGCAGCCAAUCCCGAAGCGCCAAGAUAAGAAAGCCCCGCCUAGUCUCCCAGAGACCUUUGGUAAAGCAGGUAUAGCAAUGCAGUAGAGGGCGUGUACCUAGUGCUGCUCAUCAUCCAGAGGUGUUUAAGACACUUCCGGCAUGUUCCACGCUGGUUUGCCGGUUUGUGAGUGUCUGCAGAUUGCUGAACGAGGAAAUGCUACCAGCAGACACAGUGCUUUUUAUCUGAUUGCUAACAUUCUCUAGACAUUUUGUGUUUGAAAUUCCUGGGAUCUGCUUGAACAAACCAUGGAACACUCACCCAACACCACAACCAGCAGUUGCAUAUUAAAAAGGACCAUUUUGUACUUGAUCCUCAUAUCUCUGGCUGCACUUGUUUACUGUGAUAAUGACUACUAUGAUUUACUCGGUGUGUCAAAAGGAGCAACCAACAGAGAAAUAAGACAGGCAUUUAAGAAGUUGGCUCUUAAAUUACAUCCUGAUAAAAAUACGAAAGAUCCAGACGCACAUGAUAAGUUUUUAAAAAUAAACCGAGCAUAUGAAGUCCUCAAAGAUGAAGAUCUCAGAAAGACAUAUGAUAAAUAUGGGGAAAAGGGUCUGGAUGACCAACAGCAAGGAGGAGGAGGAUACGAGAGCUGGAGUUACUAUCGCUACGAUUUUGGCAUUUAUGAUGACGACCUGGAAAUUGUCACUUUGGACAGAGGAGACUUUGAUGGUGCAAUCGAUUCAGGAGAGGUGUGGUUCAUCAAUUUCUAUUCUCCUGGAUGUUCACAUUGUCACGAUCUGGCACCAACGUGGCGACAGUUUGCCAAAGAAAUGGAUGGACUCCUCCGAAUAGGAGCGGUAAACUGUGGUGAUAACAGAAUGCUCUGUAGGAGCCAAGGAAUUAAUAGCUACCCAAGUCUCUACAUUUUCGAAAGUGGAAUGAAUCCAGUUAAGUUCUAUGGAGAUCGUUCCAAAGAAAGACUGGUUAAUUUUGCAAUGCCGUAUGUAUCCAGUACUGUAACAGAGUUAUGGACAGGAAACUUUAGAAGUUCUAUAGAGGAUGCAUUCUCUUCUGGUGUUGGCUGGCUAAUCACUUUCUGUAGUGAUAUAGGAGAUUGCCUAACUUCACAGACAAGAACAAAGCUUGCAGGAUUGCUGGAAGGUCUUGUUAAAGUGGGAUGGAUGGACUGUGCUACCCAGGGUGAUCUUUGUGAUAAUUUGGAAAUUACAUCAAGUGCUACAGUUUACUUCCCACCCGGUUCCACAUUAAUGGACAAGGAGAAAGGCGAUGUUUUGUUUCUUAAUUCUUUAGAUACAAGGGAGAUCUAUAAAGAAGUGCUUAAACACCUCCCUGAUUUGGAAAAGAUUUCUCCAGAAUCUUUACAGGGCAAGUUAUCCCAUCAUCGCUGGCUUAUUUUUUUUACAUUUGGAACAGAUGAACAAUCCAGUCUUCCAGAGCUCAAAAAACUGACAGUUCUCCUCCGUAGUGAACAUGUCCAGGUUGGCAAGUUUGAUUGUUAUUCCAGCCCUUCAAUCUGCAGUCAGCUUUAUAUUCGCAAGCCAUGUGUUGCAGCAUUCAAAGGGAAAGGCAUCAGCACCUAUGAAAUACAUCAUGGGAAAAUGCAGCUGUAUGAUUUGGUUUCCUUUGCCAAAGAAAGUGUCAAUUCCCAUGUCGUUACACUGGGACCCACAAAUUUUCCAGGAAAUGACCGAGAUGCUUGGCUUGUUGACUUCUUUGCUCCUUGGUGCCCUCCAUGUCGUGCAUUGCUACCAGAACUCCGGAUAGCAUCUAAACGUCUUUUUGGUCAAAUAAAGUUUGGAACGUUGGACUGUACCAUCCAUGAAGGACUCUGCAAAACGCACAAUAUAAGAGCUUAUCCCACAACAGUAGUGUUCAACCAGUCCACCGUCUAUGAAUAUAAAGGACAUAAUGAUGCUGAAGAGAUUCUGGAGUUUAUAGAGGACCUUCGUAAUCCUUCAGUUGUGACUCUCACACCGGAGACUUUUCAAUUUCUGGUAAGAAAUCGGAGAGCAGAUGAGAUCUGGAUGGUGGAUUUCUAUGCUCCAUGGUGUGGACCAUGCCAAGCACUAAUGCCCGAGUGGAAACACAUGGCAAAGCAUAUAAAUGGCUUAAUCAGUGUUGGAAGUGUGGACUGCCAGAAGUACAGCUUAUUCUGCACUCAGGAACGUGUAAAUUCCUUUCCAGAGAUUCGAUUUUACCCUUCCAAUAUAAAUCCCCAUCAUACCUACUAUCGUUAUACUGGCUGGCACCGAGAUUCACAGACACUUAGAAAUUGGGCACUUAUGUAUCUACCUAAAGCAUCUUUUGACCUAACGCCAGAAAGUUUUUAUGAACAAGUGAUCAAUGGAAAAGAUGACUGGGUCCUAGAUUUCUAUGCCCCUUGGUGUGGCCCAUGCCAGAACUUUAAUCCAGAAUUUGAAUUGUUAGCAAGAGCUGUUAAAGGUAAAAUUAAGGCUGGGAAAGUGAACUGUCAGGCCCAUGAGCAUCUCUGCAAUUCUGCAUCCAUCAGAGCUUAUCCGACUGUAAGGCUGUACCCUUACAAUGGAUCAAAACAGAAAGAUUAUUUUGGGGAACAAAUAGACACAAGAGAUGCAAAAGAAAUAGCCCAAAUCAUAACAGAAAGAAUAGAAGCAAUUAAAAGGGAGAUGGAAGCUUAUAGUAAGGAUGAAUUGUGAUAAAUGGUAAAGGUAUUUUAGAUAGGACUUGACUGAUGAAAUUCUGUGGAUCAUUUAUGAAGAGAUUAUUAUAGAGAUUAAUGGACAUGCUGGCAGUCUGAGUGCAACACGAGUGGGAAACAGCUGCUGAAGGAAAGACUUCUCACUUCUUUUAUUUUACAUCGAAUCGCUCAAACUGGAUUAUUCCUCAUCCAUUUUGAAACUUUUUCAGAAUUCACGUGCAUUUCAUAUUGCUAAACUCAAGUGCAAUUCACCUUCUCACUGACCUGGAAGUAACUUUCGGUUGAUCUAGAUGGAACCUACUAUGAAUCCAGCUCUUGGACAUCUAGCAUGCUGGUGGAAGGUUAACUCUUAAAGGGGAAGUUUAUAGGCUUGAUCUUUUAUCGGUUUAGUGUUUCUUUUUAAUAUUCUGAAUGGAGGAGAAAGAGAAGGCAAUACUAUAAGGACAUAUAUUUUGGAAUUUGGAUCCUGAUAAAUAGGCUGGAGUAGGGUGGAAAAUCAAAUCCUAAAUCGUUCAGAAAUUCAGAAAAUAGCUUGUUCCAGUGCUGAAAUUGUUAAAUAUGGGAUCAUGGUUAGAUUUUCUCUUUCUGAUAAGUUUGGAUAAUGUUUGUAAAAAAAUAACGAUGCUUCAUAGAUCUGCCCCUUUUUCACAUUUCCCUCUCAUUUGCAUGGAAGGCCAAUGCUUCUCCGGUCUUCAUGCUUUGUACUUGGUGCAGAUGCACAGUCAGGUUAUUCACAAUGACCCAUGCUUGUUUCUAAUGUCUCUAUGCUAUUUUGGGGCUAUCCUGAAGGAGGUUAUAGUUUCAUUAUAGCCGUUUUUUUACCUUAGCCUUAUGGUGUUCUUUAUUGUGCCUUUACUGAAGAGCCAGAGGAAUGGUCACUGGCUGCUUAGAUACAAUUCUGAGAAUUAAAUUUGACAUGACACCGGGCAAUCAAGAAAAACCUUUUACUGAAAUGGAGAAUUGUUCUUUCAUACUUAUCUAUAAAUUGUAUCACUGCCAUGAACAGUGGAAUUAGGAUUGUAGAAGUGUUGACACUUUCUUGAAGACUUGAUGUAAUUCUGUCAGUAAAUAACCCAAACAGCCUCUAAGUAGGGAGAAGCUGUUGCUCUUCUUACUUUCACAUAUGCCAGUCCAACAGAAAGGGCCAUUGGCAACUGGACUUGACCUCCCCCCCCCCACCACCAUACCCAGACUGUGAGGCAUUAUAGUUAAAAUCAGGCUGAUUAACUGGGCAUGUAAAACUACCUUUCCCUGGUUUUUCUGGUGAAAGAGAAGGACAUGUACAGUAAUAGUGAGUAUAUAAAGCCAAAAAAGUUCAGAGCCAUAUAAUGUUUUAAUUGCACAAUAUAAUUACAGUGUCACCUUUUCUGACAUUUCCCCCCCUCCCUCACAUAUGAUUUUAAGCCAUUAUUUAUGAUACUCUGUCUUUUAAAGCAAGAUUUCUUUAUAGGUCAUAUAUUAAAGUCAUUACAGAUCCAAAUUGUCCCAUAACUCUUGUGUUUUUAAUCAGUGACUGUAAUAAUAAAACCUGGGUAGGUAUUUAUGACUCCUCUGGCCUUACUGUAGUCUAUAUCCCCUGGGUAUCAGGAAUUUGUUCUGUUGGUACAUACACGUGGUCUCAUUUGUAACAUGUAAAUAUUUAAGCUUUUUGCUUUUACUACAGCUUCCAGACGCACCCCAGCAGGCUUCAGUCAGUCGAGGGGUACUGGUAGUUGUAUACAACAAAGCAAUGGGUGAUUGUGAUGGGCAUUCUCAGAGGAGAUAGAUAACAUAUCCCUUACAAGCUGUUUUAUGACAAGGUUACAAUUUAUAGUAAAAGGUGGUUUAUUUAAAAAAAUAUGUUAUGGAAAAAUUGCAAUUUGAGCUGUUGAGUGUUGGAUCACCUUAAUAUUUUCAAUUCCAAAUUGAAAGUAAUCUACAACCAGCACCUUGAAUGAGGUUUUUUUUUAGGGAGUAUGCCUUUUUUCCUGCCGAGAUCUGAUCCAGUAUUUUAAAUUGUUCUCCGGGACUAUUACAUUGUACUAGCAAACCUCUCACCUACCUUGUAUAGUACUAUAUUAUACAAGUACUGCCAUUAGAAAAUGAACAUUAUUGUGUUGUUGAGGCAUGGUACCUGUAAUGGCAGUAGUCAAAGUCAGUGUUGCAAACGUUUAAGACCCCUACCUUUUCUCUAGUCGGUGGUGCAUGAAGGAGGGGCCACAGUUCCCAGGAAGCUUUGCAUGAAUCUGGUCUGGCCAAUCAUUUAAAGUUAUCACAUUAAGACCAUUUUGCACAUUUUUGCUCUUGCACAUGUUUUUCCUUAUGGUAUUCUAUGAUCUGUUCUAUCUAUUCCAGGUUACAUAUCUAUUCCUAUCAGGGUACUGUGAAGUCACCGGGUGGGCAUGCCGAUAUGAUUGCUUCCCAGACUGUGGCUGGCUUUGCUAGUUAAAAACGGAGCAGUGCUGGGGCCUAGGCCUGAAGCCAUGUAGGGGGAGAUUUAGGUAUAAUACCUAUUUGCUCUGCUAGAUACCACUGAAAAGCCAUCUUGAUGGUCAGUCAGGAUUAUAUAUCAAAACCUUGUUUAUUUAUUUAUGAAAAACUAUUGUUAAAUUAUAGACAACAAGCGCAAUGGAAAGAGCAUUGUUCAGUUCCUUUUUUAAAAUGUUAAAGCUCACCAGGUUUUCUAAUUUCUAAUUUUUCAAUUUUAAUCAAUGUGGUUUUCUAAAUUUCUAAUUUUUCAAUUUUAAUCAAUGUACCUCUUCAAGUCAAAUUUUUCAUUUGCUUUUCCUUUAAACAUUUAGUAGCAGUACAUUUACCCCCCCCCCCCCCAUGUUAUUUGAUACAUAUUUGCACCGGGGGCACUUUAUAGAGACACGAUUGCGUCGUUUUGCUGCUAAAUUUCAUUAACAAACAAACUUUUACAUUUCCUCUAUUUUAAGGGAUUUCAAAGACUUGGUAUACUCUUUUAUGUUUCUCCCUAUGUUUCUUGCUGUCUCUCUUCUGCCUCAAAAUGAUACUAAGUGCUAAUUAAUGGGGGUUUUGUUUUCAUUUUAAACUUAACUAAAACGGUUAUCAUCGUCUGACUCUGACUUGGUAUGUUGUUACUGGUCUUUUGGUUUUCUUUAAAUCAUUUUGUGGCUACUUAACCAUUUUCACGCUCACUUAACCAUUAGUAUUUCUGGACAUUCCUCCAAAUUUUCUCUCUGUUUCCUUUGCCAUCUGGCGCCCCUUUAUCUUCUCCUGCAAAAAUGUCCUGCUUUAUUGUAUAUAUUGAAUUUAGUCUACCAGCAUAGAGGUUCAGCAGCCUUAUGACAGCAAUGAUCCAGGGCUUCCAUAGAAGCGUCCCAUGUUGGGCCACUUUUUGAGUGUCCGUUGCACUGCACACAGGGCCGCCAUUAGAAAUCACGGGGCCCCGUACAACAAAAUUUUUGGGGCCCCCUGGGC